This is a messenger RNA of Laccaria bicolor S238N-H82, 153 nucleotides long. RefSeq lists its product as uncharacterized. The record is from RefSeq and is a predicted model, not a curated record. NCBI's taxonomy places the organism in Eukaryota, Fungi, Basidiomycota, Agaricomycetes, Agaricales, Hydnangiaceae. The transcript is spliced from 2 exons. The annotation marks the transcript as partial.
CCUACAACAUUGAACGAAAACAAGAAACGAGUCUUGGGAGGACCACAUCGUGCCGAUAUAGCGAUUGCCGGAAGUCAAUACCUUGCGUCGAUGCAAGGUGGGACGGUGAUGACGCUAAACGAAAUGUUUUUCGAGGGCAACGAAGCCAUCUAA